Molecule: messenger RNA, 102 nt
Organism: Anisakis simplex (herring worm)
Lineage: Eukaryota; Metazoa; Nematoda; Chromadorea; Rhabditida; Anisakidae
Source: the annotation of a GenBank genome assembly
AUGGUUCAGGUUGGAAGCGUUGUUGGCGCAGGGAAGGUGUCGUUGGUGGAGGCCGGUGAGUCGUUUCAAUUAGUCUUGGUUCGAAUCAAUGUAACGUAUUAG